UUGGGUGAUACACCAUCGCCUGAUGAGGCCCUCCGAGUUCUUCGUCGCGCUGGCGAGUGCUUCGACCUCAAGUCCUUCGAAAUAUCCUGGAACUUUGAGGUACACGCACCUCUACUGUCCUUGGGCCUUCGACCUGACCCUGAUGUGAUCUCACAUGGGUGCGACUUUGUUGCUUGGAUAAUCAGAGAAUAUCUCCAUGGCUAUGUCCCAGAGAAGCUGGUCGACUUCUGCCUCUUUCUGAACCCGAGUGUGAUAGGAGAUAGCGCUGCCGCCCGUCGAAUUGACCAGAUCCGAACCCAUCUGCCCGAGCAGAUGAUCAAUCACACGGUUUAUGAGUCCUUAGGUGGAAGGCCGAUAGCCCUCAGCAUCGAGACUAAGAAAGCCGAGGCAGGUCUUAUCAAUGCCAAUCUUCAGAUUGGCGUGUGGCAUACCGCGCAGUGGAACUUUCUCAGAUCGGUGGCAGGUGAUACACUUGACAAUAGGAGGCUGGCAUUUCUUCCUGCCAUCAUCGUCGAGGGUAAUGACUGGAGCUUUGCUGCUACUACGCGCAAGGGCACUAUCACGACACUCUGGUCGAAACAGCCUAUAGGCUCUACCACUGAUCCCCUUGGGAUCUAUAAGAUUGUGGCAGCUUUACGAUAUCUUCAGAGGUGGGCAAGACGGGAAUACUGGCCAUGGUUCAGAGAGGUAGUAUUAGGUUUCCCUGCUUAG
Molecule: messenger RNA, 711 nt
Organism: Cryphonectria parasitica EP155
Lineage: Eukaryota; Fungi; Ascomycota; Sordariomycetes; Diaporthales; Cryphonectriaceae
Exons: 3
Source: RefSeq, a predicted model, not a curated record